Messenger RNA from Prorocentrum cordatum, 459 nucleotides. NCBI's taxonomy places the organism in Eukaryota, Dinophyceae, Prorocentrales, Prorocentraceae. The record is from the annotation of a GenBank genome assembly.
AUGAACUACCGGGCCAUGGGCGCUCCGUUCCUCUGCCUGCUUGCGUUUGCAAAGAUGACCACGCUCUCCAUCAGCACAGCCACCGGCUUCGUCGGAGGAAGCAUCUUCCCGAUGAUCUUCGCUGGCACGUGCCUUGGCAUGGCCAGUGUCGACCUGAACCCGACGGGGCCCGCAGCCGACAGCUGGGCGUCCAUCUUCUUCUGUGGAUGGCCUGCGGCGCUCGCCGUGCCCUGCAUGGCCGCGGGGCUGCCGUGCGCGUUCUCGCCGGCAAUCAUCGGCAUGGUCGUCAUCGUGCUCCUGAUGAUGAAACUCCAAGCGAUGGCGGUGUCGCACGUGUUCGUCGCCAGCGCUGUGUCGUUCACCGCAGUGUGCGGCCUCGGCCUGAGCCAGAGCUUGGUGCUGGGGCGGUCGGCCGUCGUGAGGCACGCGCCCGCGGAGGCGGGCAAGAGCCGACGAUGA